Molecule: messenger RNA, 765 nt
Organism: Rosa rugosa (rugosa rose)
Lineage: Eukaryota; Viridiplantae; Streptophyta; Magnoliopsida; Rosales; Rosaceae
Product: nucleoid-associated protein At4g30620, chloroplastic-like
Exons: 7
Coding region: 131-679 (182 amino acids)
Molecular function (GO): DNA binding
Source: RefSeq, a predicted model, not a curated record
UGUUGUUUGUUUAUUUGCUUUUUCGUCUGUAAGUUUUCCUUCCCUAUUUCACUCACAACUCUAUUAUUAUUAUCUAUCCUCCGAAUUGAACCGAACCGAACCCUCCUCCUCCUCCUCCUCCACUCUCUCGAUGGCUUCGACCAGUGCUUUAUCCUCCUCGCGCCUUUCCAGCUUUCACCGACUCACCGACCAUCACUCUUUCCGUGAAGUGAGCUCAUAUCCAGGCAGUCCAAUAGUAUCCUGGCCUGGUAUUAAGACUGCGAGGACGGCCCGAUCAUCCCGUGUUUAUGGCUUAUUUGGAGGGAAAAAGGAUAACAAUGAAAAGGGUGAUGAUAAGGCUGGAAUAUUCGGUAAUAUGCAAAAUCUGUAUGAAACAGUUAAGAAAGCCCAAAAUGUAGUACAAGUUGAAGCAGUGCGUGUGCAGAAAGAGCUUGCUGCGGCCGAGUUUGAUGGUUACUGUGAAGGUGAGAUAAUAAAGGUAACGCUUUCUGGUAACCAGCAGCCAGUACGCACAGAGAUAACCGAGGCUGCUAUGGAACUAGGAGCCGAAAAAGUCUCUCUUUUGGUUACUGAAGCAUACAAAGACGCACACCAGAAGAGUGUCGUGGCCAUGAAGGAGAGAAUGAGUAACCUUGCUCAGAGUUUAGGAAUGCCACCAGGCCUUGGCGAACUGAAGUGAUAUCAAGUGAACAUGUGGCAUUUGUAUAAUGGUCCAUUUGUUAGUCGUUUUUGUAGUCUCUGAGUUGGGAAUUCAAGGAAAAAGAU